AUGGCCAGUCAAGCCGCCUCGAAGGCCAUCUCGUUCGCCUACAACGGCACCAUCGCCAGCACUCUCCGCAAGUUCGCAUGGACCAAUUUGUGGGGCGGACGCGAGUACGGCCUUCAAUUCCACGACACCUACUUCGAGCCGGCUCCAGAAGUCACCGAGGCUCUUCGUCGUCUCAACCUGAAGGAGCCACAUCUUUUCGAUCAGAGAAAGGUCCGCCUCUCCCGCGCCCACACCCUUGCUCUUCACGGUGAGAAGCUUCCAAAGGCCGAAUGGACUCAAUGGGACCAGGAAUCGUGGUACUUGAAGCCAUACCUCGACGAGAUUGAAGCCGAGAAGAAGGCGCGCGCCGAAUCGUCAGGACUCAUUCCACCAUACGAGAUGAAGCAGCACUAG
Caenorhabditis briggsae is the source of this 393-nucleotide messenger RNA. The transcript is spliced from 3 exons. The record is from RefSeq and is a predicted model, not a curated record. NCBI's taxonomy places the organism in Eukaryota, Metazoa, Nematoda, Chromadorea, Rhabditida, Rhabditidae. Bases 1 to 393 code for a protein of 130 amino acids. Gene Ontology annotation, biological process: mitochondrial electron transport, ubiquinol to cytochrome c.